Copidosoma floridanum is the source of this 1733-nucleotide messenger RNA. Its product is annotated as fatty acyl-CoA reductase wat. Lineage: Eukaryota; Metazoa; Arthropoda; Insecta; Hymenoptera; Encyrtidae. Gene Ontology annotation, biological process: long-chain fatty-acyl-CoA metabolic process. Gene Ontology annotation, cellular component: peroxisome. The record is from RefSeq and is a predicted model, not a curated record. Gene Ontology annotation, molecular function: alcohol-forming very long-chain fatty acyl-CoA reductase (NADP+) activity.
AUGACGAGACCGAUGGAGGACAGCAGCCAGACUUACGUGGAGAGCAUGCUCGACAUGCGCCGGGACGACCCGGAGACGGUGUCCGAGUCGAGUCCAGCCUCGGAGGAUGGGAGCGAGGUAACGGGCUUCUACGACGGGCUGAACAUCCUCGUGACGGGCGGCUCCGGCUUUCUCGGCAAGCUCCUCGUCGAGAAAUUACUACGUACGUGCCCAAAAAUCGGCAAGCUGUACAUGUUCAUGAGACCGAAAAAGGGCAAAACGUCGGAGGAACGAUUCAAAGAGCACUUCAACGAUGUCCUGUACGACAGACUGAAACGAGAACAGCCGAGGUUCACGGAGCACGUGGUCAUGGUCGAGGGCGACACGAGCCAGGAGGACCUGGGCCUGUCGGAGAAAGACCGGCAGGUGCUGGUCGAAAACACCCACGUGGUCUUCCACGGAGCCGCGACCGUCCGCUUCGACGAGUCCCUCCGCCGGGCCAUCGGCAUCAACGUCCGGGGCACGAAGCUGGUGCUGCUCUUCGCCAAGGAGAUGAGGCGCUUGAAGGCGUUCGUUCACAUAUCGACUGCGUUCUCGCACUGCAUAUUCAAACGGAUAGAGGAGAAGUUUUACGAGCCGCCCAUGGACCCCGACAGAGUCUUGGCGCUCAUCGACAUGCUGGACGACGAGCUCCUCGAGCACAUCACACCCAAGGUGAUCGGCAAGUGGCCCAACACGUACGCCUUUUCCAAGGCCAUAGGCGAGGAGCUGGUGCGCCGGAAGGGCGCGGGCAUGCCCCUGUGCAUAGUCAGGCCGUCCAUAAUGAUAGCCACGUACAGAGAGCCAAUGCCCGGCUGGAUAAACAAUUACUACGGGCCCACGGGUGUCGUCAUGGGCGCGGGUGUGGGUCUGCUGCGCAGCUUGCACUGCGAACGCGACAAAGUCGCCGACAUCAUACCCGCCGACUACGUCAUCAACAACAUCAUCGUCGCUGCGUGGGACACCGCCAACAAGUGGGAGGAGAAGCAAAAGGCAACGGUGAAGGAGGACCCGGAGAAGCCCGAGGACCCGCCGAUAUACAAUUCGGUGUCGUCGUGCCAGAAGCCCAUCAACUGGGGCCGGUUCAUGCACCUGAACGAGGUCCACGGGCGCGAGGUGCCCAGCGACCUCGUCCUCUGGUACUACGCGUUCACGCUCACCAGGAACCUCUGGCUGCACAACAUCUUCUGCUUCCUCUUCCACACCGUGCCCGCCGUCGUCAUCGACCUCCUGGCCGUGCUCUCCGGCCGCGAGCCAAUGCUGCUCAAGGCAUACAGGAAGAUCCACAAGUUCAGCGGCGUCAUAUCUUACUUCUCCACCCAGCAGUGGGAGUUCGGCAACGGCAACGUCCUGGCCCUGUGGCAGCGGACGAGUCCCGUCGAUCGGAAAAAGUUCUACUUCAACCUCGACACCCUCGACUGGGACGACUUCUUCUUCCACCACGUGAGGGGCCUCCGGGUCUACAUAAUGAAGGACCCGCUGAGCAGCGUGCCCCAGGGCCGCAGGAGAUACCGGAGAUUGAGAAUCGCCCACUACUUUGUCGUGACUGGGAUCUGCUUGCUCGUGGCUUGGCUGCUCUUUCAUUUUUGCCGACUGCUCCUGUCCCUCUUUUGAACAAACAGCUUGGUUUAUCCGAUGUGCGCCCGGAAGAGUUUGGCAGUUAAUUUUUUUUAUUAUUUAUUGUUUUAUUUUGCUCGUGGCAGUAGCCCAUCACG